Drosophila elegans is the source of this 853-nucleotide messenger RNA. RefSeq names its product solute carrier family 66 member 3. The transcript has 4 exons. NCBI's taxonomy places the organism in Eukaryota, Metazoa, Arthropoda, Insecta, Diptera, Drosophilidae. The record is from RefSeq and is a predicted model, not a curated record. Bases 57 to 722 code for a protein of 221 amino acids.
AUGUUUUGGUCACACAGGCACACAUAAAUUGAAAUUUUCGAAUUUCGACGGUCGCAAUGAGUGAGGCUCUCGGAGAUGUGGUUUCGGAAUAUCUGGAGCGAGGCUUGGUGCUGGUCAUCGCGGACCUGCUCAGCCUGAUCACGGUCUCGUCCUGUCUGGUGAUCAAGGUGCCGCAAAUAAAUACGAUACGGGCCAACGAGUCCUCGAAAGGCAUCAGCGUUUUGGGACUGUGUCUGGAGCUCUUUAGCUACACCGUGAUGCUGUCCUACAACUACACCAGUGGCUAUGACUUCCUCUCGUACAUGGAGUAUCCUGUUCUGCUGCUGCAGGAGUACGCCUUGAUCUACUAUGCCUUCAAGUACCAGGAUCUGCUGGGCAGGAGGACGCAGCUGGUGGCCGUACUAUAUAGUAUAGUGGCCACUCUCAUCUACCUGAAGCUCUUUCCCGUUAUCAUCCUUACGUUCCUGGUGCCUUUCUGCACGCCCAUUGGAGCCACGAGUAAGGUGCUCCAGCUGCUGGCCAUUCUGAGGACCAAAGAUGCCAGUUCCGUCAGUAGAACCACCUGGGCACUCUCUGCCUUCACCAACAUGACUCGAAUCUACACGGUCUUCUUCCAAUCUCACGACUGGAUGCUGCUGUCCAACUUCCUGAUUUCAACUUUCCUUAGCGCAUCCGUUUUUGGAGCCGCCUGUUUCUACAAGAAGAAGGCCAAGGCGGAAUAGUUGCCCACCAUGAUAAGAGGAGCUCAACAUAGACAAACAUUGUGCUGGCUGGAAAUGCUUAUCAGUCAUUGUUUUAAUUUAAUAUGCUUAUCUGUUGAAAUUGAUAUUACAAAUUCUCGUUUGAAUCGAUA